AUGUUGAAAAAUACCGGGAUGCCUAGACUCCCUCCCCCUACGACGGCUUCGACUCCGCACGAAAAAAAUCGCGACCUCUACGGUCUAGCGAAAUCUAAGCGAGGUGUAGCCUUACUCUUAGUCCUAUCUAUCACUUCGUUGUUCUCCUCAUUCUUGGCCCAACUUGGAAGUCUGGAUGUUUCAGGCACCAACGCGACAACACCUCUUACCUCCCUUGGCCUGGAAGCAGACAAGUCCUUCCAUCUCGGAAGUACUGUCAAAGAGACGUACAAGGCUGAGCUCAAGCAAUUCAUUCAGCGUGCGUUUCCUAAAGGAUUACGAGAGAUGGCUCAUGCUUCUAUCGAACUGUACUUGGGAGAUCAUACCCAGGCGCUUCCAGAGAUUCCACACAAUAUCUAUCAGACAUCCAAGAAAGACCCGAACUUGGAUUGGAGAUCUUCGACUUGGCGAAACAUCCCUGACUAUAGAUACUGGUUCUUUAAUGAUGAGUCGGCGGAUAAGUGGGUCCGUAGUGUCUUUGGUGGGUCUGAGAUGGAGAAGGUGUGGGAUGCGUUGGGAUCAGGGGUUAAACGGGCAGAUAUGCUGCGUUACCUCUUGGUCGCCGUCGAAGGCGGCAUUUAUUCUGAUGUGGAUACGGUACGCUUGAAAGGGCCAGAUAAAUGGGGCCACGGCGCAAAUUUUCAAGGGCCCAAGAGCAAGGGAUCGCCAAGUGUUUUUGUAGGCAUUGAAGCAGAUGUCGGAACGCGAUCAGAUUGGCACAAGUGGUGGCCUCGACCCCUACAAAUCGUACAAUGGACAUUUGCGGCAGCACCCUUUCAUCCUAUCCUUAUUGAUACCCUCCGCCGGGUGUACCAUGUCACCGCUAUAGUAGAAGCCAAUAAAGGCAAGAAUCAGACCUCGAAUGCCACAGACUUGGAGGGGCAUUGGGUCGGCGGAGAACUGUUGCGGGACGAUGGUACCAUUUCAAUCAUGGAAUGGACAGGCCCGGGAGUAUUUACCGAUUCGGUGAUUCGAUAUCUAGCCGCCGAACACAAUACGACAUGGCCAAUGUUGAAAAAUUUGCGUCGACCGCUAAGAAUUAGGGAUAUGGUUGUUUUACCUGUCACAGGGUUUUCACCAGGGGUUGGGUUGUUUGGAGCGGGAGAUACAGCCAACGCGGAAGCGAUGGUCCAACAUCUAUUCGCCGGUUCGUGGAAGUCGGGUUCUCAUGAUGAAUGA
This is a messenger RNA of Rhizoctonia solani, 1218 nucleotides long. Its product is annotated as glycosyltransferase family 32 protein. Gene Ontology annotation, biological process: protein N-linked glycosylation. The transcript has 10 exons. Gene Ontology annotation, molecular function: alpha-1,6-mannosyltransferase activity. Bases 1 to 1218 code for a protein of 405 amino acids. Lineage: Eukaryota; Fungi; Basidiomycota; Agaricomycetes; Cantharellales; Ceratobasidiaceae. The record is from RefSeq and is a predicted model, not a curated record. Gene Ontology annotation, cellular component: mannan polymerase complex.